Molecule: messenger RNA, 852 nt
Organism: Aspergillus melleus
Lineage: Eukaryota; Fungi; Ascomycota; Eurotiomycetes; Eurotiales; Aspergillaceae
Product: formyltetrahydrofolate deformylase
Exons: 1
Coding region: 1-852 (283 amino acids)
Biological process (GO): 'de novo' IMP biosynthetic process
Molecular function (GO): formyltetrahydrofolate deformylase activity
Source: RefSeq, a predicted model, not a curated record
AUGUCCAGCUUCAUCCUCACCCUCUCCUGCCCCGACCGGCCGGGCAUUGUCCACGCCGUGACCGCCUACCUGGUCGAGAACAACCUCAACAUCAUUGACUCAUCGCAAUUCGGUGACCCCUCCUCCAAGCGCUUCUUCAUGCGCGUCCACUUCGCCGCCGAAACCCCCGAAAAGACCGUCGAGGAUCUGCGCGCCGCUUUCUCCUCCACCGCCGAGUCCUUGUCCAUGGACUUCCAGCUCGUGCCCGCCUCCCAGAAGCCCCGCGUGCUGAUCAUGGUCUCCAAGAUCGGCCACUGCCUCAACGACCUCCUCUUCCGUCAAUCUACCGGCCAGCUGGCCAUUGAGAUCCCUCUCAUCGUCUCCAACCACCCCGACUUCUCCACUCUCGCCGCCACCUACAACAUCCCCUUCGUCCACCUCCCCGUCACCGCCGACACCAAGCCCCAGCAGGAGGCGCAGAUCCUGGAGCUCAUCCGCGCGCAUAACGUUGACUUGGUGGUUCUGGCACGUUACAUGCAGGUCCUCUCGCCGACGCUCUGCGAGGCUAUGUCCGGCCGCAUCAUCAACAUCCAUCACUCUUUCUUGCCCUCGUUCAAGGGCGCCAAGCCUUACCACCAGGCCUACGACCGCGGCGUCAAGAUCAUCGGCGCUACGGCCCACUUCGUCACCAGCGACCUCGACGAGGGCCCUAUAAUCGAGCAGAACGUUGUGCGCGUCAACCACGCCAUGAGCCCCAAGGAGCUGACUCACGCUGGCUCUAACGUCGAGAGCAACGUGCUGGCCACGGCCGUUAAGUAUGUCACUGAGCGCCGUGUGGUGCUGAACGGUCACAAGACGGUUGUGUUCAACUAG